CGCAGAAGAAGAAGCGCAAACCGAUUUCGCGGUUGUGUUGGUUGUGUGUGAUCGUGUUGGGCAUUUCUGUGUAGUUGACGGGUUCGGGGGCCAGUUUUUACCAUUAAAAAUCACCUUUAAUCGAAGAAUGAGCUUUGGAUCUCCAUUAGACACGUCGCACCAAGCGACACCGGGGUCAUACUUGCCUUCCUUCUUGACGGGGGAGACAAGCAUGGUCGUGGAUCAAGAUCGGAUGGCUGCGACGCGCUUCGGGUCCAUUGCGGGGACGCCCAGGGACGCGCGCCACACGUUCGUGGGGAGUCCUCUCCUGUCGCCAUUAACCCAGAGGACGGAAGCCAGGAUUACCCCGACGAUCGGCAAACGGAGCGGCCCGCCGACUUCCGGACUCUUCGACAAGCCUGGUUCACCAAAGGACCUUAAUCAAUCUUCAGAAGAGGCCCCCUCAUUUUGCAAAAGUUUCAACGAAAGCCAAAGCUUUGCAUCACCGGCUCAAGUGGACCCAUUUUAUACGCAGGGCGAUAAACUGACACCAACGACAGAGCUGGACAGGACGUGGGUUACAGUGUUUGGGUUUCCUCCAGCUGCUAGCUCGUACAUCCUACAACAGCUCUCGAACUGCGGUACAAUUGUCGAACACAGGAUGAGUUCCAACGGGAACUGGAUGCACAUCCGCUUCCAAUCCAGGCUACAAGCAAAGAAGGCGCUCAGCAGAAACGGCAAAAUCUUUGGAGGUAACAUCAUGGUGGGCGUGAAGCCGUGCCUCGAAACCACAUUGCCCAGUUCGAGCCCCGUCCAGCAAACCACUUUACUAGACACUUCCGACUACAAGGAGAACGUGGGUCCCCUUUCACCGGGUGGCAUGCGGCCCCUGAGCCGCGCCUACCAGGCCUCCGCGGCGGAGCGCGACGUCUCGACACUGGAACGCACACCGAGGAAAAACAGCACGGUGGUAUCGAAAGCAAUGGAAUAUGUUUUCGGGUGGUAGAAUCGACAAAUGGCACUUGCAAUUUGGGGAGAUAAUAUGACGGGUGAAUCAUGGAAUGAAUGUGAGGGAGAUAGCAAUGAAAGGUGAUGAAUUCUG
This is a messenger RNA of Ornithodoros turicata, 1081 nucleotides long. RefSeq names its product nucleoporin NUP35-like (gene Nup35). The transcript is spliced from 7 exons. Gene Ontology annotation, molecular function: phospholipid binding; structural constituent of nuclear pore; nucleic acid binding. Lineage: Eukaryota; Metazoa; Arthropoda; Arachnida; Ixodida; Argasidae. The coding region runs from base 128 to 985 and encodes 285 amino acids. Gene Ontology annotation, cellular component: nuclear pore nuclear basket; nuclear pore central transport channel; nuclear membrane. Gene Ontology annotation, biological process: nuclear pore organization; NLS-bearing protein import into nucleus. The record is from RefSeq and is a predicted model, not a curated record.